CGUUGACCUCCGGCAUCGCGAAUCACUUCUGUAACUGAACUCAUAUCCUGUCAUUACCACAGCCUGCAGUCAGAAACUACAAACGCUUCACAAUGUCUUCCACGCCAUCUCAACCACCACCGGCCACCGGCACCUCUGCGCAAUCAGACCCCGCCACCUUCGCUCACAUCGAGAACUACAUCUCAACCCGCUGCAACGCAUCCCCAAUCUACGCCUUCCUCUUUAACCCUGGCCUGAAGCUCACUCACGCCUCCAAGGGACUCAUCAUCGCACGCCUACCUAUCACCGCGAACCACUUGAACUCGUCAGGCAGCAUCCACGGCAGCGUCUCGGCUACCAUUGUGGACUGGGCUGGCGGCUUGGCGAUCGCGGCAUGGGACCUCCGUGAGGCAACGGGUGUGAGCGUCGAUAUCAACAUCAGCUACCUCUCAGGAGCCAAGUUGGGAGACGAAAUUGAGAUUGAGGGCAAAAUUGAGAAGGUCGGAGGUAGCUUGGCGUUCACCCACGUCAACAUCUACAAGGUCAACCCAGCCGACGGGACCAGGGGCGCUACGGUGGCAAACGGAAGGCACACCAAGUUUGUGAGAAGUCGAUAAACACUCAUGAGAAUUGAAAGGAUUGCGACUAGUGCUUGGAGACUGGGUACGUUACCCAGGCCCAGGGUACCAAGCGGGCCAUCAUCACAAGGCGGGCUCAUGGCUGCUACUGCUGCGGCCGUUGAUGAUCGAGCUGGAUCGAUAUUGGCUGGCGCAAUGAACUAGAUGAAUAACUAAUAGAAAGAUAGAUAUAAGAAUGGCAAGGUUCGUGAUAGCUGCCUAAACAAAGUCAGUAUCUGAAUCCGCUGUUCGGCGUGCCGCGGUUGAAGUUCACGAAUCACCAGUGGGCAGAUCCCGGAGUUGACUCCUUCUCGUCGGUAUGUCAUCAGCUCAGCUGGCCGUUGAGAUAUGACAUAUUUACGGCCGUUAUUGCGGGAACCAGGAUCGUCACAUGUUGAGGCCAAAGACGUCUGGUUAGGCUAAUGUCCAUCUACUGGCUCACGCUCAAUAGAAUCGUAUUGGACACAACUCUGGCCCCACACCGUUCGGACUCUGAUUUUGUUGUCUGUAGGAAAGUCGACAUGGGGGGCAAGAAUUUGCCAGCGUGGAAUUAACG
Molecule: messenger RNA, 1152 nt
Organism: Colletotrichum scovillei
Lineage: Eukaryota; Fungi; Ascomycota; Sordariomycetes; Glomerellales; Glomerellaceae
Product: thioesterase superfamily protein
Exons: 1
Coding region: 93-596 (167 amino acids)
Molecular function (GO): fatty acyl-CoA hydrolase activity
Source: RefSeq, a predicted model, not a curated record